GGGCCGAGGCCUCGGGGGAAGCCUAAACCUGCGCCCGUCGGGUCUCCGCUGCCCGCCAGCGCCGUCCCUGCCAACCCCGCCACUGCAGGGCCCGGGCCAGUUGGGAGCAGGGGCCGGGCCGCGGGCGGAGCCUCCCGGUCCGCGCACUCGCCCUCGGCCAACUGGCGGUCUUGCAGGCGGGCGGACCCUCUGCCGCGCUCGGGGCUCCGGCGCCGCCGCUCCUCCUGCUCGGCCCGAGCUGCCCGGGCUCGGCGCGCGCUUCGGGGCGAGGCCCGGCGGGUGCGGACGCGCAGCAUGGUGGCGGAGGACGAGGGGCUCCGGGUCUUCCCGAGCGUGAAGAUCAAGAUCGGUGAAGCCCAAAACCUUCCCUCUUACCUGGGGCCAAGCAAGAUGAGGGAUUGCUACUGCACGGUGAACCUGGACCAGGAGGAGGUUUUCAGGACCAAAAUUGUGGAAAAGUCACUCUGCCCCUUUUACGGAGAAGACUUUUACUGUGAAAUUCCUCGGAGCUUUCGUCACCUGUCCUUCUACAUUUUCGAUAGAGACGUUUUCCGGAGGGAUUCCAUCAUAGGGAAGGUGGCCAUCCAGAAGGAGGACUUGCAGAAGUACCACAACAGGGACACCUGGUUCCAGCUGCAGCACGCGGAUGCUGACUCGGAAGUGCAGGGCAAAGUGCACCUGGAGCUGCGGCUGAGCGAGGUCAUCACAGACACUGGGGUCGUCUGCCACAAGCUCGCCACACGCAUCGUCGAGUGCCAGGGUCUCCCCAUCGUGAACGGACAGUGUGACCCCUACGCCACCGUGACGCUGGCAGGACCCUUCAGAUCAGAAGCAAAGAAGACGAAAGUGAAGAGGAAGACCAACAACCCCCAGUUCGAUGAAGUGUUUUAUUUUGAGGUGACCCGGCCCUGUAGCUACAGCAAGAAGUCCCACUUUGACUUUGAGGAGGAAGACGUGGACAAGCUCAAAAUCAGAGUCGACCUUUGGAAUGCCAGUAACCUGAAGUUUGGAGAUGAAUUCCUGGGAGAACUAAAGAUCCCGUUGAAAGUCCUGCGGCAGUCCAGCUCCUAGGAGGCGUGGUACUUCCUCCAGCCCCGGGACAAUGGUAGCAAGAGCCUAAAGCCAGACGACCUGGGCUCCCUGUGGCUGAACGUGAUAUACACGGAAGACCAUGUGUUUUCUUCUAACUAUUACAGCCCUCUGCGGGACCUGCUGUUGAAGUCUGCGGACGUGGAGCCCGUGUCAGCAUCUGCGGCCCACAUCCUGGGUGAGGUUUGCUGGGAGAAGCAGGAGGCGGCCGUCCCGCUGGUGCGGCUCUUCCUACACUAUGGCAGGGUGGUGCCCUUCAUCAGUGCUAUCGCCAGCGCAGAGGUGAAGCGGACCCAGGACCCCAACACCAUCUUCCGAGGAAACUCACUGGCGUCCAAGUGCAUCGACGAGACCAUGAAGCUGGCGGGAAUGCAUUACCUGCACGUCACCCUGAAGCCGGCCAUCGAGGAGAUAUGCCAGAGCCACAAACCCUGUGAAAUCGAUCCUGUGAAGUUGAAAGACGGAGAAAACCUUGAAAACAACAUGGAGAACCUACGGCAGUACGUGGACCGCGUCUUCUGCGCCAUCACUGAGUCUGGGGUGAGCUGCCCGACCGUCAUGUGUGACAUCUUCUUCUCGCUCCGGGAGGCAGCGGCCAAGCACUUCCAGGGCAUGACCAGACAAAAGCAUGGCAGCCUUGGUCCGGGCCUCAUGGAGCCCGAUCGGGAGUGUGAUCUAGAGGCUGCGCUCAGGGGCACUUCCAUGCUUUUGUGGCCUAGAACCCCAAGGCCCCCUCUCAGAAGUCGCCCCAGCUUCCCCCGUACCUGCAUGAUGCUGCUGAUGACCAUGGGGAGAAUGUUCAGGGGAACCAGAGGAUGUUGAACAAGGCCAAAGACACGAAGGCUGCCUGGGCAUCCAGGAUGUUGUUCUUGUCAAUGGUCACGUAGACGGCAAAUGUGCACAGGGCCACCUGCAAGCAGAACGCCCAGUGCUGACUGCUGUGCCCUGAGUGAGAGUCAUCAUCCUAGGAGCAGUGACAGGCCCUGGAGACGCGCUCGGGCCCUCCCCAGGUGGCCACAACUGACCGGCUGCUGGAGCUCGUGGAAAAACCUGGGGCAGUAUCUGGCACAUAGCAGGUGCUCACUAAACAUUCCGGGAAUGAACUGGAUAAAUCAACGACCAGGAGCCCAAAGAGCCGGCCUCUUCCAUCAACUUUCUCAGCGAUGUCCUAGAGGGGCAUUCUUAGUAUUCCUCAAAAGCACCAAGCACAAUCCCCUAGCCAGGCCUUUGCCCCUGCCGUUUCCUCUGCCUGAAAUCAUCUUCCAUCCAGGUGGCCACCUGGCUCCUCCCUCUCACCAUUCAAGGGAGCUGCCUCUCCCACUCUACCCAAAUAGCCCUGCCAUCUGGGCAUCGUCCCAUGUAUUUUCAGGGUCUCAGCACUGCCAUUUCAUUGUUACUUCCUGGAAGGUCAUACAGCUUAAAAAUAAAAAAAAAAAAAAGUGCAAAGUGUAUGCACUUUGCCAUAUUUCUGC
Pongo pygmaeus (Bornean orangutan) is the source of this 2561-nucleotide messenger RNA. RefSeq names its product ras GTPase-activating protein 3-like. Gene Ontology annotation, biological process: regulation of GTPase activity. The record is from RefSeq and is a predicted model, not a curated record. The transcript has 15 exons. NCBI's taxonomy places the organism in Eukaryota, Metazoa, Chordata, Mammalia, Primates, Hominidae.